This is a messenger RNA of Aricia agestis (brown argus), 2040 nucleotides long. RefSeq names its product eukaryotic translation initiation factor 3 subunit D (gene eIF3d1). The transcript is spliced from 10 exons. Gene Ontology annotation, cellular component: cytoplasm; eukaryotic translation initiation factor 3 complex. The record is from RefSeq and is a predicted model, not a curated record. Bases 106 to 1752 code for a protein of 548 amino acids. Lineage: Eukaryota; Metazoa; Arthropoda; Insecta; Lepidoptera; Lycaenidae. Gene Ontology annotation, biological process: translational initiation. Gene Ontology annotation, molecular function: translation initiation factor activity.
CUUCGCGAGAAAAUCUGUCGUGUGGCAUGAUAAAAUUGUGUUACUAAUUCUUAUUUUAUUGCUAAUGAUAAAAUAGGAAAAUCCUACUAAAUACAUUGAAAAGUUAUGUCGGAACACGUUUUACCCUCUGAGGAGCCCGUACGAUUUGUGGCUCCUCUUAUUCAAGAUAACCCUACAGGAUGGGGCCCGUGCGAAAUGCCGGACCAAUUCCGGGACAUGCCCUACCAGCCUUUCAGCAAAGGCGACAGAUUGGGCAAGAUAAGUGAUUGGACAGUUGUGCAGGACAAGAAAUACCAGAAUAAGUACGCGUCUCAAUUCGGAGCUGGAUCAUCCUACGCGUACUUCCAUGAUGAGGACGAGAGUACGUUCCAUCUGGUGGACACGACCAGGGUCCAGAAGCCGCCGUACCAGCGAGGCAGGGCUCGCGGCCAGCGCGGUCGUGGUGCGAGAGGCGCUCGCACCGCCGGCGGAAUGACCACCUUGAACAAGCAACAAAGGGAGAGAAAGCUCGGUAAGAGGUGGGGCCAGCGUGGUGCACCAAUGAAGAUCAGGGAUGCCUCCGUCACGGUGCGUCCUACCUGGGUCACCAUUGAAGAUAUGGACUUCCCCAGGCUGGCUAAGUUGUCCUUGCCAGGAAUUAAAGAAGGUGAGGAUAUUGCAUGCUGCGGUACCUUGGAGUACUAUGACAAGGCCUAUGACCGUGUGAAUGUGAAGCAGGAGAAGCAACUGCAGCGCAUUGAUCGCAUCUUCCAUACGGUGACAACUACUGAUGACCCGGUGAUCCGUCGUCUCAGCAAGACUGUGGGCACUGUGUAUGCCACCGACACGAUCCUUGCGACAAUCAUGUGCUGCACUCGCUCCAACUACUCCUGGGAUAUUGUCAUUGAGAAAAUCGGUGACAAGCUGUUCCUGGACAAGCGUGACAACACGGAGUUCGACCUGCUGACGGUGAACGAGACGUCGGUGGAGCCGCCUGCCGAUGACGGCAACUCCAUCAACUCGCCCCGCAACCUCGCCCUCGAGGCCACCUUCAUCAACCACAACUUCAGCCAGCAGGUUCUGAAGUCAGGUCAAAACGAACCUAAAUUUAAGUUCCCGGAACCGAAUCCCUUUGUGUCCGAGGAAGAAGAAGGAGAGGUAGCAUCGGUGGGCUACCGCUACAGGAAAUGGAACCUUAAUAAUGGAGUGGUGCUAGUAGCCCGGUGCGAGCACGACGCUGUCAUGGCUGGGCCGCAGAACGAGAUGCAGUUCCUGUCGAUCAAGGCGCUCAACGAGUGGGACUCGAAGCUCGCCAACGGCGUGGAGUGGCGACAGAAGCUGGACACGCAGCGUGGAGCGGUGCUCGCCAACGAGCUGAGGAACAACUCGUGCAAGCUCGCCAAGUGGACCGUUCAGGCGCUGCUAGCCGGAUCGGACCAGAUCAAGUUCGGGUAUGUCUCCCGAGCUCAAGUGCGUGACAACUCUCGUCACGUGAUCCUCGGCACGCAACAGUUCAAGCCGCACGAGUUCGCCGCACAGAUCAACCUGUCCAUGGACAACGCGUGGGGCAUACUCCGCUGCAUCAUCGAUAUAUGCAUGAAGCAGAAGGACGGCAAAUACCUGAUAAUGAAGGACCCGAACAAGCCCCUCAUCCGUCUGUACGACAUCCCGGACAACACGUUCGAGUCGGACGCAUCGGAAGAGAGCGGCGACGAGCCGGCCGACACGCCCUUCGCGCCGUUAUACUCGUACGGCAACUCCAAGAGGAUUUAAACAGAGUCUGUAGUCGAGCGGUAGAGCUCUUACUAUCGUAGAGGUAUUUACGUACAAGAUUUUAUCAAAAAAAUCAAAAACAUUUUUUUUUAACUUUUCCCACAAUACAAAAGAAUGUGGCAAUUAAGAUGUAGUUACAAAUUAUAGCAGGAGAGGAGGUGCCCUAACUAGGUCUCGAAGAUUAUACAGUAUUUUAACUUUGAAAGAAAGCGCGCGCCAUGUCUACGCGCUUAAGGGCCGUACCACAACCACACCACAUCGCAACGACAAAAUGUCGUCGCGCAGUGG